This is a messenger RNA of Symbiodinium pilosum, 1012 nucleotides long. The record is from the annotation of a GenBank genome assembly. NCBI's taxonomy places the organism in Eukaryota, Dinophyceae, Suessiales, Symbiodiniaceae.
GGGCAGCGCUGCCCCGGAGCCGAAGCGGCCAAAAACCUUCCGACCACAGAAGCCCACAACACAGCGGGCCGUUGAGAAGUCAAGCUUGGCUUCGGUUGGGCCGGAGGAGUCUGCCGGCAACUUGUUGCAUGCAGCUGCGCGCCGACAGAGCGUGGAGUUUGCAUCAGGCCGUGCGCGGGAUGCGCCACAGACCGCAGAACGCUUUUCUGGCAUGUCCCUGAAGAGUUUUGGAUUGACCUCUAGCCUGGGCAGUGGCGUAGCCCCACGGAAGGCCAAGGAGAGAAAGGAGGGCAGGUCCAUGGACCUCAUGGACUUGGCAUUUUCUGGAGGUGUCCAGACCUGGAAUGGGCAGCACAUGCCCAGUUACACUCCGAUAUCUUUGCCAUACUUCAAUGUGGAGGAGGAAGGCUCUGGCGUUGCUGACGCGUCCGAGGAGAAGAAGAGAAGGCCAAAACUUGUACAUAUUGACGAAGCAAACUCGAAGGCAGCGGAGAAGCUGCUUGGGCCCAACAAGGAGCUGCUGGAAGACAGCUACUUCUUGCUGCAGAUGCCAUGUGUGCUCCCGGAGAUGAGCAAGCCAGAAGAUGAGCUCUUUCGAGAGGGGGAGGAUGCAGCUUCAGCCGGGGCAGGUGCCACCAUUACGCGACUUCCAGAUGGCAAGCUGGGGAAGCUUCGCGUCUACAAGUCCGGAAAAGUGCGGAUGGAGGUAGGUGGCAUCUCCUUCUGCGUCGAUCAGGGCUGCGAGACUUUCUUUCAGCAGGACCUGGCACUGGUGUGUCCACUGGCGGGCGAAUUCUUCAACCUGGGGCGACUAAACACCAGGCUGGUGCUCACGCCAGACCUCGACGCAAUCUUGGCACAAGUGCCCGAAAUGCUACCUCCGCCAGAGGAGCCGGUCAGAGAGCAAGUGCUUGCACCCAGAAAGGAUCCCGUCCCGCCGGCGCAAAUGCAGAUGCCGGUUAUGCCGCAGUCACGUGGCAAGGGACGCGAGGGUCGCGGGCGAGGAUCUCGG